Messenger RNA from Paramecium octaurelia, 1552 nucleotides. NCBI's taxonomy places the organism in Eukaryota, Ciliophora, Oligohymenophorea, Peniculida, Parameciidae. The record is from the annotation of a GenBank genome assembly.
CAAAAUGGGAAUAUGUGCAUCGAAGAAACAGAAGGAUGAUUUGGCCUUAAAACCAAAGCAUUGGCCAAGCAGUCCAGGCCGUAGGCAUACUGGUAACAGUUUUAAAUAUGGAACUGAUCUUUACAUCAAUUUAAAAAAUGGGUAGAUUGACAAUUACUACAUUUUGGGUGAUGUUCUUGGAGUGGGAGCCUUUGGAUAAGUAAUUAAAGCGACCCACAAGCAGAGUGGACAAAUUAGAGCGUUAAAAACUUUGGCUAAAAAAAAGAUAAUAAAUGAAGAGAAGGAUAAAAUGUUUGCAGAAGUUAACAUACUUCGAAAAUUAGACCAUCCAAACAUCGUUAAACUUUUUGAACUAUUUGAGGAUACCUAAAACUAUUAUUUAAUCACUGAGUAUAAGCUAUAUCAUUAAUUUUAGACUUAUCCAAGGGGGCGAACUUAUUAAAAAAAUACAGGCACAAAAUACCUUUUCAGAAGCCGAAGCCGCAUUCUAUAUGAGAUAACUUCUAUCAGCCCUGCAAUACUGCCAUAAAUCUAAGAUAGUUCAUCGAGAUUUAAAAUUAGAAAAUCUUAUGCUGAAUACAGAUUCAGAAAAACCGGUUUUGAAAGUUAUUGAUUUUGGAACCUCCAGGAAAAUCAUCCAAGAGAAAUACCUUACAUCUAAAUUAGGAACUGUAAUUAAAUAAGUUUUACAUUUAUAGCCCCAUUACACUGCCCCAGAAGUCUUUAAAUAAUAAUACACUGAAAAAUGCGACAUAUGGUCUUGCGGAGUGAUUCUGUAUACAUUACUGUGCGGGUAUCUCCCCUUUAAUGGAAAUGAUGCAAGGAUUACACAGAUGAUGAUUGAAGCUAAUAGGUGGAGUUUCGAUAAGAAUGAUUGGGCUAAUAUAUCCCCAGAAGCCAAGUCAUUUGUCAAAAAACUUAUGACUUACAAUCCAGAGAAGAGAAUCUCAGCAGAGUAAGCAUAUACGGAUCCUUGGCUUCAAGGACAUAUCACUAACACAAUAGAUUCAAGAGCUUUAACUCGGUUAUAACAAUUUUAUGUAAUUAAUUUAAAAUCUAUUUUUAGUAAUCUCAUAUUAUAUAAGAAUUAAUUCGUCAAUUUAUAACCUUUUAAGUUCUAACCCCUGAAGACAAGGCGAAGAUCUUAGAAAAUUUUCAAUCUUUGGAUAAGGAUGGAGAUGGUAAAAUAAAUAGAGAAGAUUUGAUCUUUGGGUUAAAACAAUCAAAGUUAGAUGAGACUGAGAUUGAGAAAUAAGUAGAUAGAAUCAUGGAGCAAUGUGAUUUCAAUAAAACUGGAUCUAUAGAAUACAAUGCCUUUCUGAGUAUAAUGAUCAGAUAGGAAUUAUCGGAGAAAACUCACAAAUUGGAGGAAGCCUUUAAUUAAUUUGAUAUAGAUAAUGAUGGUCUUAUCAAAAAGUAGAAUUUAGAGGAUGUUUUGGGUGGAAUAAUAAUUGAUGAAACCCAUUGGGAAGAAGUACUAAAAAAAUGUGAUUCUGAUUAGUAAGGAAUGAUUAACAAAGAAAACUUUGUUAAACUAAUGUAAUAAUUAUGA